AGAUCACAUGGUCGGUCCACGGCUCGUAUCGAAAAACCAUGUCAUGCAACAAUUCUCUCCCUAAUUAGGCAACUUGAGUGGGGACCCUUGCACUACUUGGCUCCCUGAGGAUGUGUUUGGACCAUAAAAAGGAGCCUCUUUUCUCUUCUGGGGGAGAUCGAGACCACUCCCUUCUCCUCAAAGCUUGCUAUUCUCGUUCCACAACACUCAUUAUAGAUUAAACUAAGUCCAAAUUCCCCCCCCAACAUUUCCUCUUUAAGCUCCCCGUCUCGUCCUCCACCUCUCUCUCUCUCUCUCUCUCUCUCUCUCUCUCUCUCUCUCAAAAAAAAAAAAAAAAAAAAAAAAAAAAAAAAAAAAAACCAUCUUUUUUUUUUUUCCUCCCCAUUACUACAUGUGCUUAAGCGCCCUCUUCCUCUUCCUCUUCCUCCUCGUCCUUCGCUCACCUCCCAACUGUGGGCGAGACCCAGUUCUUGGAUCGGCCAAUGGAAGGAGCUAAUGGCGCCCGCGGACCCAACCAUUGCCCCAGCUCGGGGAGCAGGGGGAGCUUGCUGCGCUCGUGGAAGAGGAGAUUCGUCGGACACCUUGCGGGCGCCCGCGCGCGGAGGUCCCGGUGCGUGGUUUGCCUCCAAAUCCAGCAAAUUGCGGGGCUUCCGCCGCCCAUGGAGGCGCGCGCGGUGGUCGUGGGGUGGAGAACCAAAGGGUGCGCGGGGGAGCGGACGAGCCCCGUUCGCGUCGCCGCGGGGGCCGCCAUUUUCGACGAGAUAUUCCUGCACCACUGCAGCACGGACGUGGGAUCCGUGCUGAGGGGCUUCGCCAUUUGGGUUUCGGUUGCUGAUGGAGAUGAGCGCGAAUUGGGCGCGUUUCGCGUCGAUCUCAGCGAGUUCGCGGCGGCGGGGGGGAGUUUUUUGAAUUCGAGUUUCGGCGGGAAGAGCAUGAGCUUCGCUCUCGGAGGAGUCGCCCAUGGCGGGGUGCUGAGUUUGAGUGUGUAUUGUAGGAUGGUGGAGGACGAAGACCAUGAUAUUACUACUAGGAAUAGUUGGAAUAAAACCAAGUGCUUUUCUUGUCUCCCUGAUCUGAACUGCCUUCGGAGCCGGCCCGCCUCUGCCUCAGCUCGAAGAGUCCCAGCCCUCCGAUCCGAUGCUAACUUUAUCACGAUCGAGAACCCUACCGAAGACAUUCUUCGAAUGGACGACGAAGACGGCGGCUUCAUCACACUGGAGAGAGGAACCAUCUCUUCUCGAUCGCAGAGGCCUAGUUCCGACACUUUAGUGCACACCGAUGGGGACGAAGAGGAAAUCGAGGGGCGCGAAGAGGAGAAGCCGUGCCUUCUAAUGGAGUUUAGCGAAGAAAUCGAUGCAGAUAAAGUCGAGGACGAGUUCCUUAGCAUGUUGGAGCAGAAAUAUUGGAAAGGAAGUAAUGCUGAGCCAUGGAGAAAAGUGGCUGAGGGAAGUUUGAGUAUGAGCUUGGAUCUGAGUUUGGAUUUGGGUUUGGACUUGGACUUGGAUUUCCUAUUAAAAGAAGCCGAGGUCGAGCUCGCGAAGGCGGCGCAAGUGUGGAGAAGUAAAGUUGGAGCAGCAAUUUUAGAGAAGGAAGAGUAUGAGGAUCUCAUGAGGAGAUGGGGGGUUAAAGAGGAUGAUCCUUCUCCAGUGUGCUUUGUAGGGUAUGGCUUUGGUAGUCCAAUGCACUUUGAGAACCAAGCACUCUUACAUUGAAGUUAAAGGUGAUGCAACAACUCCAAAUUGGCAUCUUAAUGUUUAGAAUUGAAUCAUUUUGUGGGAGGUGGAUUUUAUCAUUUGUUCUUGAAUCUUGAUUAACAGUUAAUUCUCAGGGAAAAUAAAAAGUGAUGAUCAUGUGAGAACUGUCUCACAGGGGCAAUGCCUAAUUGCCUAUUAGAUGGAUUUUGUAAUGUGAAUUAAAUAAAGCAUGCAUUGAGACAUGCUGCAGUGCAGUUGAUGUUAAAGGCAUGUAAAGCCUAAUGAGAAAUAAUCUCUUUAUUAAGGCAA
This is a messenger RNA of Ananas comosus (pineapple), 2003 nucleotides long. RefSeq lists its product as uncharacterized. The coding region runs from base 483 to 1712 and encodes 409 amino acids. The transcript has 2 exons. The record is from RefSeq and is a predicted model, not a curated record. Lineage: Eukaryota; Viridiplantae; Streptophyta; Magnoliopsida; Poales; Bromeliaceae.